AUGGACCCAUCAUGCGCACGUGCGCGGCUCAACACUGUUAGUUAGUGGGAUCACAUUCAGCUGUGCGCGAGAAAGGAAAAAUAAGGCUUCAAUUGCAAAGUGUCUGUUCGGAGCAGUACGACCAUAAUAAUAAUAACAACUAAUAAUACAGUCACAGAAAUAUCCUUUUAAAGUAUAGGGAGUGUCGUGUGUGUGUGUGGGGGGGUACUUUUAUUAGCGCGUGGGGCUAAUGACGGCGGUUGUCAUGGAAAUAUCAACGGGACCGUCAUUGUGUCUCGCGCAUCAUUCCGGAGCCGCUGACACAAUGUCGGAGGAUGAGAGGCGAGCCGCGCGGGCGGCUUUAACCCGCCACCAGCAGGGAGACUUUUCUGUCGACACGGGUUCCUCUGGGCCUGAGGAUAUUUUUGACGAGGACUCCUACUCUCCGUCCUCCCUCUCGUCGUCCUCCUCGGCCUCCAUCCGCACGGUGGGCUCCCUGCAGGGGAAAACCCUGUGCACCUCCUGCGGCCUGGAUAUACUGGACAGAUACCUCCUCAAGGUGAACAACUUUUGCUGGCACGUUCGCUGCCUCUCGUGCAGUGUUUGUAACGCAUCGCUAGGGCGCCAUGUGAGCUGCUACAUAAAGGACAAACAGGUUUUCUGCAAACUCGACUACUUCAGGAGGUAUGGGACCCGCUGUGCCCGCUGUGGCCGUAACAUCCACUCCAGCGACUGGGUGCGUCGGGCUCGAGGAAGCACCUUCCACCUGGCCUGCUUCUCCUGCAACUCCUGUAAGCGGCAGCUGUCCACCGGGGAGGAAUGCGGACUGCUAGAGAACCGGAUCUUCUGCCGGCCACACUAUGACAUCAUGCUGGAGAAUAUCAAACGCACUAAAGAAAAUGAGCAACCAAAAGCAGCAGCAGAGGAGGAGGAGGAGGAGGCCGAGAAAGAAGAGUCUGGCACCCUGAGCAGACCCGUUAAGAGGGCAAGGACCAGCUUCACUGUGGACCAGUUACAGGUAAUGCAAACACAGUUUACUAAAGAUAACAACCCAGACGCCCAGACUCUGCAGAAACUGGCAGAGAGGACCGGUCUCAGUCGCAGAGUUAUUCAGGUUUGGUUUCAGAACUGUCGAGCUCGUCAAAAGAAAUACAUCAGCCCAAAUUCUACCUUCUCCCGGAUGACCUCCUUUGCUCCCAGUCAGCUGACGCCACCUUUGAUGGAGGACCUGCAAUACACAACCUACAUUUCCCCAGACACACCCCUUCUCACCACACUGACUUACAUGGAUGUCCAAAAUCCGGACCCGCUUUUGCUUCAGCCACUCGUCUCGCAUUCCCGAACACAACUACCAGUCAGCCACACCUGAGCAACAACCUGCCUCUACAACAGACGACCAUGAUGAUUGGACCAUGACAAGCAAAGCCCACGGCAGCAGUUGAGCUAUACAUUUUGUUAAAUGCCUUGCGUGUGGGCAGCCAGAAAAAAUUUCAUCGGAACACACAGACUGGAACAAUGAAAGUGUCAAUGCAACCUUUGUUAAUAUGUAUAUGUUGUGCAUUUCUGUGUUUUAAUUUAUUUGGCAAAAAUGAUCAAAUAUGGCACUUUGUGGGUGUUUUUUCCAGUUUCAGGCCUUUUAUUUAAGGAUGUGUUGGCGGAUGACAGAAUUGUAAGUUGGGCAUUUGUGUUCGGGCUCCUGUAUAGAGACCACAUGAGGAGCUGCUUCCACUCCAGAGUUAGUUGUUACUGACAGACAUGUGUAAAAAGUACCGAUGCAGACUGUCCUCCACUUGCAGUGCCCAAGUAGGCUCCUCUCCAAGCUUCCACUUGUCUUAUUUUGAAGAAGAAAAAAAAUAGAUUUCAAGCAAUGCAACAUGUAAUGUUUGCUUAGCUAGAAGCAAUGUAUGAAGUGCACACAACAUGUUUGACCUGCUGGAAAUUAAAAGUUAUGGCUGCAACACAAUGUUCAUGAGUUCAUGUGCUUAGGACUUAAACAGGACUUAUAGCUUGUUGUACCUGUUGCUUCCAAAUACUUUUUAUAUGACAUGUGACAAUUAUGGUCACU
Messenger RNA from Pungitius pungitius (ninespine stickleback), 2044 nucleotides. RefSeq names its product LIM homeobox 8a (gene lhx8a). Gene Ontology annotation, biological process: neuron differentiation; regulation of transcription by RNA polymerase II; forebrain neuron development. Gene Ontology annotation, molecular function: RNA polymerase II transcription regulatory region sequence-specific DNA binding; DNA-binding transcription factor activity, RNA polymerase II-specific. The coding region runs from base 230 to 1348 and encodes 372 amino acids. The record is from RefSeq and is a predicted model, not a curated record. Gene Ontology annotation, cellular component: nucleus. The transcript has 8 exons. Lineage: Eukaryota; Metazoa; Chordata; Actinopteri; Perciformes; Gasterosteidae.